Messenger RNA from Drosophila busckii, 2549 nucleotides. RefSeq names its product zinc finger protein on ecdysone puffs (gene Pep). Lineage: Eukaryota; Metazoa; Arthropoda; Insecta; Diptera; Drosophilidae. The transcript has 4 exons. Bases 191 to 2236 code for a protein of 681 amino acids. Gene Ontology annotation, cellular component: nucleus. The record is from RefSeq and is a predicted model, not a curated record.
AGUAGACAGAACGCCAUUUUUUUUCACAAAGGAAAAAAGCAAAGUAAAAGUGUGUGGUUUUUGGUAACGCUCUUAAGAAUUAAAUAAUAAUUAGCAAGGAAAUAUAUCUGAGAGCUCGGUGAAAAUUGAGAAAGUGCAGAAGUGUUAAUACUUAUUAACGAAAAAUCCACUUUUGAGGGGGACUUUAAAAAUGGCGUUCCGUGGCAACCAGAAUCGCAAUCGCAAUUUCGGCGGAGGCAACCAAUACGGAGGACCAAUGGGUACCAAUCGUAUGGGCGGCAUGAACAUGUCACCCUGGGAAUCACAAAAUCCUGGAGGUGGUCAAUUUGGAAAUAACAUGCGUCAAGGUGGUGGUCAAAUGAACGCGCAGGCUCUGAAUCUGGCCAACAAUUUGCUAAACAACUUGUUCCGGAGCCAGAAUCCACCCUCUUUGCUGGAUUUACCCCGUGGUGGCAUGGGCAAUCGUAAUCAACGUGGUGGGCCGAUGGUCAAUCGCGGCGGCGGUGCGGCCAAUCGUCUUAAUAAUCGUCGUGGCCAAGGAGGUUUUCAAAAUCGUGGCAUUACUGGUGGCCCAAAGCCCCCUCAAAAGCAGGGCGCCGGCGGCAUUCGCAAGCAGAAUGCUUUUGAUCGUGCUAAGAAACUUUUGGCUAAAAAUGCCAACACUAAUAAAAAGAAGGAAAUUACUCCUGGCGAAAAGAAAAUUGAGAGCCCCAAGGAGUCUCCAUAUUCGAGCGUCCCAAAUGAUAUGUUUUAUUGCCAUCUGUGCAAGAAGCAUAUGUGGGAUGCCAACUCAUUUGAGAACCAUAUUAAGGGACGCACGCACUUAAUGAUGCGCGAAGGCAUUGAGGAGAGUUACCGCCUGAAGGCCAACAUGAUAAGACAGGAGGCCAAGAUUGCUGAACAGCUGAAAUCAAUUGAGUUCGAUCGUCUCAAGCGUAUGGGCAAGAGCAAGCAGCGCCAGUUGGACUACUGUACCAUGUGCGAUCUGAAUUUCCAUGGACACAUUUCAACCCAUCGCAAGUCAGAGGGACACUUGCAGCUGAAGAAGUUCUUACACCCUAAAUGCAUUGAGUGCAAUAAGGAGUUCGCUACUCGCAUUGAUUACGAUACUCAUUUGCUAUCGGCUGACCAUUUGAAGAAGGCAGCUGAGAAUAACACAAAGGUGGGCGAGCGUAAGCGCCAGACGUUGCCAAUUAGCACAGCUGAGGAAGAGACACGCGACUUGCGUCCACCACAGAAGCGCAAGAAGAAAAUCAUUAAGAAAGAGGGUGACGAAACCGUCGAGAUAAAGAAGGAGAUUGAAGAAGGUGGAGCCGAAGGCGAGGAAGCUGAGGCUGAGGAAACCAAAGAAGGUGAUGAGAUUGGUGAUGAAACUAAAGAAGGAGAUGAGUUGAAUGAAAGCCAGGAAGAAGAAGAGGUUGCCUUGCCCGUUGACCCGGAGGACUGCAUUCUUGACUUUAGUGAGGGUGAUGAGAUUCCAAGCGAAGUGGACACCCGCUUGCCAAAAUACAACUGGCAGCGCCCUGUUGGGCCAGGACUUAUCUCGAAGUUAGAGUGCUUCGAAUGCGCCGUUUGCAGCAAGUUCUUUGACACAGAGGUCACUGCUGAGAUUCAUUCGCGUACCGCCACGCACCACCGCAAUUUCCUCAAAUUUAUUAAUGAGAAGUCUAGCGACACAAAGAUUGCACAAAAGAGAGCUGCCGCUGCCAUAGAGGAAAAUGAGCGCAAGAAACGUAAGAUUGAAGAACCCGAGGCUCCGUCUACAGAGGCCACCGGCGAGGAGGCAGCUGAAGCUGCAGAUGGUGAACUUUACGAUCCAUCAGAAGCCACUGGCGAUGAUGACGAUGUGGAGAUGGACAACGCCGAGGGAGAUGAGGAUGCCGGUGAUGCUGUAGAUAAUGGUGAAGAAAUGGAAGCCCAAGAAGACGAAGCCGAUCCAGAGCUUGAGGGUGAGCAAGAAGCUACCUCAGCAGCUGCUCCUGUUGGACAGGCGGCUGGAACAGUCAAGCAAGAAAUUGCAAAGACACCAACAAAGACCGUCGCCGCAACACCGGCUACGCCUGCAACUCCUGCAGUCAAUGCCUCUCCAGCCGCCGCCCCCGCUGCUGCUGCAGUGGUCACACCCGACGCUACAGCUUCCCCUGCCAAGAAGGCAACACCUGCAACUCGUGGUGCCGCUGGACCGAAGGCCACACCUCAACGUAAUCGUGCGCGUGGGCGCUACAAUCGAUGCUAGAGAGCUGCAAUUCGCAAUUCUGGGCAUAAGACAAAAUAUUCAAAUAUUUAUAGUUGUAAUCCAUAACUUAACAAACAUUACAUUAUUCACUACCUUAAACAACACUUUCCCGAUUUGCUUGAGUCUUGAUUUAAAUUGAUGUCUUUCUUGACAAUUUCAUUUCUUCAUUUUUUUUCAAAAUGUUUAAUUGACACAGACAUACAUACAACAUGUACACUUUGUUGUCUUCGAUGCAUCCAUCCCAUCAUACCAAUAUCUUAACAAUUCAAUAUACAAUUCAAAUUAUAUGACUAAAUUAAAAAAAAAUUAUUCA